AUAAACACGAAAAUCUGGACCACCAGAGUAAAGCAACUGCAAAAUGCACAUCAGGAAAGUGAACUGGAUUUGUAAUGUAAUGUGGACGGGGUUAGCAGGCUGAGUUUUCUACUGCGACUAUCCGCGCGCCAUAGAAGGCCAUUGACGUCAGAUAGCGAAGCCCCGCCCCCUCAUCCUGUCCUGUAUGAAUUAGUGUCAGUGGUAUGGCCAAGACGCACACAGCGAUCAGACAUUCACAAUAGGAGCUCCGGCGUAGCAAAUGGCUAAAACCUACGAUUACCUCUUCAAGCUCUUGCUCAUAGGAGACAGCGGAGUUGGAAAGACGUGUCUUCUGUUCCGCUUCAGCGAGGACGCGUUCAACACCACCUUCAUCUCUACAAUCGGAAUUGACUUCAAAAUCAGGACUAUAGAGUUAAAUGGAAAGAAAAUCAAACUCCAGAUAUGGGACACAGCAGGACAGGAGAGAUUUAGGACCAUCACUACGGCAUAUUACAGAGGAGCAAUGGGCAUUAUGUUAGUAUAUGAUAUCACUAGUGAAAAGUCCUUUGAAAACAUCAAGAACUGGAUUCGCAAUAUUGAGGAGCAUGCAUCAUCAGAUGUAGAGCGGAUGAUCCUUGGAAAUAAAUGUGACAUGAACGACAAGAGACAGGUCUCUAAGGAGAGAGGGGAGAAGUUGGCAAUAGAUUAUGGAAUCAAGUUUUUAGAAACCAGUGCAAAAACUAGCAUCAAUGUGGAAGAGGCGUUUUUCACUCUAGCGAGAGACAUUAUGGCCAGACUCAACAGAAAAAUGAAUGAUGGCAGCAAUACAGAUGGUGGAGCACCAAUUAAGAUCACAGAGAAACGUUCCAAGAAGCACAGCUUAUUCAGAUGCACACUCAUAUAAUGGACUCCUGUGAGUGGAAUGCAUCUAUGGACUUAAUCUCUCUAGCUGCAGAAUCAGCUGGUAUGGAAGGUCAUGUGAGCCUCUACUGAGAAGUGUGCACUCAAGUUCUUAAUGAACAAGGAGAUUCCUGUUCAUAUAGACCAACCAUUGAGUUGGCAAAAAGGAUACUGGAGGGGUUCGAAGUACCUAGUUUGUGAAAUGUCUUGUUAUUUCUUUUGGCCUUUUUGUGAUAAUCACAGCACAUGUUUGGGUUUGACUGUCUUUUUUUGUAAUAUCAAAGCUUGAAUGAUUCUUUUUAUAGAGCUUUUAUUCAUAUUUUAUAAAGCUUUUAUAAGCAUAACAUAACAGUGUUAUACUGCCAUUACACAUUACAUUUAUGAGCAGAUGAUUAUCUCUAAAAUCUAUAGUAUAACUAAAUUGUGUAUAAUUUAAAGGGCACAUUUUAAAGAUUUAAAUGGAUUUGGAAUUGGAACAGAUUUUAUAUAUAAUGGAAAAUGUCUCUGGGUUUGUCUCACAGGCACAUAACCAUGUAUAGCACUGACAGAGAUCCUGCACACCCCAGAGUGUGGAGACUCAAAUAUAGAACAUGACAGCUGAAGAGCAUGAUGGGUAAAGGUACACGUGUACAGUCUGUCCAUGUGUCUGUAAAGCAGCAGCAGCAAAUCAAAUCCGAGACAUGACGUAUAUAGCACACGUUAGGCCAGGGGUCCUAGCUGUGGUAAUGUCUAUUUGAAAGUCCAACACAGCUAGCUGAUUUUCUUGUUGAAAGACACCUAAUUGAACUUAUCAGUCAAUGGACAGGUUUAGUCAGUGUGUGAAAGGGGUGAAAUUACUAAACUGUGCUGCACUUUGGUCCUACAUGGUAGGAAGGGUGGCAUUAUUUAAAUGUAUCUCUGGUUAAUUAAUUCAUCUUUAAAAAAAAAUAGCUUGUGUGACUGAUUUGGCGAAGGUUUGCAUGUUUGAUAUUGACCUCUGAGGAAUUAUUUAAAAUAUCUGUAUAUGAAUGUAUAGGACAGCCACUAAUGCAUGCUUUUAUUGUUGUAUGUAUAAUGUGCUAUUAAUUUUACAUGUUGGCAUUCUUGCUGCUAUGUAUAUUAACAACAUACCAUCUAUUCUUAUUGCUGUUUGUUAAAAGCCCAAAGUACUUUUGGUUUACAUAUGCCAUAACCUGUGAUCUCUAUUACUAGUAGCUCUUUGAAGGAAAGUACAAUUAUCAAAUAGACAGUUAUGUGUUGCAGUGUGUGCUGUGUGUCUAUUUGUGUUUGGGUGAAUUCAUGUCAGUAUCUAUGUGUUCUGUACCCAGUUACAUGGCAUAAGUAGCAUUUAUUUCACUGGUGCCACUGCUCUUAAUGUAGUUGAAAUUUGAGGGUGAAUGUCUGCAAAUAGAAUUGAAGUGUUUCAGUUGCACUAAUGUUUCAGAAGAUGGAAAGUUUCCAGAAUAGUCUGACCGAUUGAGUCAGCAAUAAAAAGUUCUUGCUAAGAUUUUUGUUUCCUCUUUCCAGCUCAAGAAUUGAGGCCUUGAAAAUGUCUGUAAAUCAGUCAGUGUUUUACUCUCUCAGAAACUGCAGUAGCGACUCUGCUUUAGCGCUUACCAUCAAAUACAAGCAAAUGUAGCAUAAUUAUUCCAGUAUUGGUGUUCAGAUGGGACCAUUGUAAUCAGUCUCAUCAUAGGCCAUACAUAUUUGCAGCUGUCUUCUAAAUCGGUUUUUGUGAUUGUUCACAAUGUACUACCAUCUAUCAGUUCAGAAAGGAAAUGUUUCUUAAACAGGCUGUUCAUCCGGUAGGCAAAUGAUUGUUUAAAAAAAGAGAGUGUAUCCUCUAAUUUCUAGUGUGAUUUUUAGUCAGUAUGAAACUUUUUGUACCACGCAUAACCAAAGUAAAUUUGCAUUGCAUUAUGGUG
Ictalurus punctatus (channel catfish) is the source of this 2783-nucleotide messenger RNA. RefSeq names its product RAB8B, member RAS oncogene family (gene rab8b). The record is from RefSeq and is a predicted model, not a curated record. NCBI's taxonomy places the organism in Eukaryota, Metazoa, Chordata, Actinopteri, Siluriformes, Ictaluridae. Gene Ontology annotation, biological process: cellular response to insulin stimulus; protein localization to plasma membrane; regulation of exocytosis. The coding region runs from base 260 to 883 and encodes 207 amino acids. The transcript is spliced from 8 exons. Gene Ontology annotation, cellular component: endosome; trans-Golgi network transport vesicle; synaptic vesicle. Gene Ontology annotation, molecular function: GTP binding; GTPase activity.